This is a messenger RNA of Verticillium dahliae VdLs.17, 1545 nucleotides long. RefSeq names its product allantoate permease. Gene Ontology annotation, molecular function: allantoate transmembrane transporter activity; dipeptide transmembrane transporter activity. NCBI's taxonomy places the organism in Eukaryota, Fungi, Ascomycota, Sordariomycetes, Glomerellales, Plectosphaerellaceae. The transcript has 2 exons. Gene Ontology annotation, biological process: dipeptide transport; tripeptide transport; allantoate transport. The record is from RefSeq and is a predicted model, not a curated record. Gene Ontology annotation, cellular component: plasma membrane. Bases 1 to 1545 code for a protein of 514 amino acids.
AUGAAUCCGAUCAACGACGAUACGAGGCCAGAAGGGGAGCCUGAAGAGCAGCGUCAGCAUGUCGAUGCCACCAUGGCGAAGCGCGUGGUGCGCAAAAUUGAUCGCUUCAUCAUUCCUGUUCUUUUCGUCACCUACAUGUUUAACUUCAUGGAUCGCACCAUCUUGUCGAGUGCUUCUGUUUUUGGUCUCAGAGAAGACACUAAUCUGAGGGGCCAGCAGUACAGCUGGGUCUCGAGCAUGUUCUACUUUGGCUACUUUGCCUGGACGUACCCAACCUCGCUUCUCAUUGCUCGUCUGCCGGUGGCCAAGUACCUGACCAUCAAUGCUCUCUUCUGGGGCAGUGUCGUGGUGGUGACAGCAGCAUGCACCAAUUUUGGCGGCCUCCUCGUGGUCCGCUUCUUGCUGGGUAUCGCUGAGGCGACCUUGACCCCAGCCUUUAUGUUCCUCACAUCGACCUGGUACACUCGCGACGAGAUCCCCUUCCGUACCGGGAUUUGGUUUGCGGGCAACUCGGUCGGUGGACUUGUUGGUAGUCUUCUGGCCUUUGGCGCUGGUCACAUUAGCCCAGACAAUGUGGUCGGUCCCUGGCGUGCCAUGUACAUCAUCCUCGGUCUCGGCACUUUCGUCUGGUCGUUUGCUAUUUUCACAUUUCUCCCCGAUCGCAUCUCCAACGCUCGUUUCUUGAACGGCGAGGAGCGCCAGUUCGCCGCAGACCGCGUCAUCGUUGCCGGUACAGGUAGCACAGAGAAGACGAACUGGCGCCUCGACCAGGUCAAAGAAUGCUUCGUCGAUCCCAAGACGUGGCUCAUCUUUGCCCUCGAGGUGACCACGCAGAUUCCCAACGGUGGCACUCAAAACUUUGCCAACCUUGUCAUCCGCUCCUUCGGCUUCACAAGUCUGCAGUCGACCCUCAUCAACAUCCCCUACUCUCUGCUAGCUGCGUCGGUCAUCGCCGGCACCGGUUGGCUUGCCGGCCGCUACCGCACGAUGAACUGCCUCCUCAUCGUUUGCGUCGUUUCACCCUGUAUCAUCGGCUCCGCCAUGAUCUACCGCCGCGAGCACAUCAGCCCUAGCGGCGUUCACCUCUUCGCCUACUUUCUCCUUGCUUCGGGGCCUGGUGCCAUGCCCCUCAGCCUGUCUCUCGUACAGAGCAACUACCGCGGCGUCACCAAGAAGAUGACCGUCUCGGCGCUCGUCUUCGUUGCCUACUGCGCUGGCAACAUUGCCGGCCCGCACUUCUUCCGUGCCAGCGAGGCCCCGGCGUACAACACCGCGUUUCAGACCAUCAUGAUCUGCUACUCACUCGUCGUCGUGCUGGCGCUCACGCUGAGGACGUAUUUGCAGUGGCAGAACAAGAAACGUGCGAGAGAGGAGGGUUUUGAGGGCUCGGCUGGCGGAUCAGGAGUCGUGGCUGGUGGCAAGGUCGUCGGCGCUGGUGAGAGCUCGCGUGAUGUGGCCCAGAUGGUGGACCAGGUCGAGCUCCGGCCAGAGGACUAUGAAGAUGUGACGGAUUGGAAGACGGUGGGCUUUCGCUACCGGUAUUAG